AGACAGCCAAUCCGCUCAAGCCUUGUUAACAUGUUGCAACAAUAACACAACUUGUUUCCUCAAGAGAUAACGGCUUCAGUUUUCGGUAUGGCGACGGAUAGUGCCUCUGUGUACAUGUGCUUCCCCUGCUACCAAGAGUUUGACACCUUGGAGGAGGUGCUGGCCCACCAGCUGACCUGCACCACAGAGAACGUGGGGAGUGGGGCCCCCACCCCGGUCUCCAUUCCCUUCCUACAGACUCAGCAGCAGGUGUAUACCCGGCCCAUUGCUCCAUCGCCUGCCCCUCAGACCAAGGCUAGUGCCUCCUCUGAGCUGCCCAGCUCUGGUGCACCAGGCCUGGCCAUGGCCAGCCCAAAGAAGCCCUCCUCAGGAGACCAGCCCAAGAUCCUGUACCAGUGUGGAGACUGUGACGCCCUGUUCGACUCCCUGAUCCUCUGGCAGCAACACCGCAAACAUGGCCAGUGUCUGCAGACCAAGGCAGGACCCACCCAAUCACAACCAGGACCAGAAGAGACCGGCUCUGGAUCCGGAUCAGAACUGGCCCCAGAGGGAGGGGGGAAGCAGGGACAGGCUGAAGUGGAGGUGGACCUGGGUCCAGAUGAACCAAACGAACCAAACUCACCAGAUGAAGGAGGAGGGGGCAGAGGAAGAGAGAGAGCGAGAGGUAGAGGAAGAGGGAGAGGAAGGGGUAGAGGGAGAGGAAGAGGAAGGAGUCAGGAGAGGGCACAACAAACCCAGCAGCAGCAGGAUGUAGUGAAGACUGAGCUACCCGUGGAGAAAGAGAAAGAGGAGGAUGGGAUGAGUGCAGAGCACACACCAGCCACCCUGGAUCAUGCGUACCUGCCAAACACCACCAACAGAGGGCAGGAAGGAGGAGAGAAAGAGCCAGCAACAGAGAGCGUAGAAGUAUCCACUGGAUCUAACGCCUCUGAGAUCCAGGCUCAGGCAGCCCAUUCAUCUACAGAGACCCAGUCUGCAGCAGACAGCCAGUCCAUCCCUGACCCCGCUCCCUCCCAGGAGCCCCCAGACCCCGCUCCCUCCCAGGAGCCCCCAGACCCCGCUCCCUCCCAGGAGCCCCCAGACCCCACUCCCUCCCAGGACCCCCCAGACCCCGCUCUCUCCCAGGACCCCCCAGACCCCACUCCCUCCCAGGAGCCCCCAGACCCCACUCCCUCACAGGACCCCACUCCCUCCCAGGACCUCCCAGCCGAUAACCCUGGGGAGGAGCAGACUUCCUACUACUUCAGGAUGAAGGCAGCCAAGAAGCUCAAGCCCCCGUCCAGCCUGCUAUGUGUGGACUGUGGCUCCAGCUUCGGCAUGGUGUCUGAGCUGGUGGCCCACCGCAAGGCCCAGCAUGGCCUCAAGGAAGCCCUGCACCACUGCACCGUGUGUGGGGAGAGCUUCCUCAACACCACCCUCUUCCUCUACCACCGCAAGCAGCACAAGGAGAGGGGAAAGGAGGGGGUUACACAAGCCCAGGCCCAGGGAGGACAGACGCAGAAUGCAGAAGACCAGGAUUAUAAAACAGUAACAGUGCAGCAAGAGGUGGUGGAAGAGGUGGUGGAAGAGUCUAAAGAGGAGACAGCGGGGGUGGCUGAUUCCCAGAACAAUGGAACUGAGGAGCAGGACCAGGAUGGUACCCCCUCUACUUCCACUGUCUCUACCUCUGCUCCGGUUCAGGUGCCCAAGGUUGUCCAGGGCCAGAGUUUCCUGUGUGCCCAGUGUGGAGCCAGCUUCAGUAAAGAGCCAGAGCUCAGUACCCACCGUAGGGACAAGCAUGGCCUGAACGAGCCGCUCCACCACUGUUCCCAGUGUGGCCAGAGCUUCAUGAACACCACCCAGUACCUUUACCACCGACGCCAGCACCGUGGGGAACCAGGGGCUGGGGCAGGAGCAGCCACGGCUCCCCAGGGAACCCCCCGCGCCCCCAAGAGGAUGCUGUCCCCCCCUGCUGCCUCGUCCAGUGCUGCGUCAGGCUCACCGGCUAAAAGACCUGCUAUCAGGAUACGCAGCAUCAACGAUCUCAAAGACAAGGGUAAAGAGGUGAAUCCAGUCAUCCUUAAGGAAGAGCAAGAGGAGAAGACUGUAGCGGAGGAACAACCUGACACCAACCUCCCCCCUCCAGCCAAGCUGAUGCAGGACUGGUCCCGCACCCCUCUCCCCCACGUCUGCCCCCACUGUGGCCAGACCUUCACACGCAGGGGGUUCCUCCGCGCUCACGUCUUCAGCCACACCGGAGAGAAGCUCUUCACCUGCAAGGUGUGUCAGAAGUCGUUUGCGUCCUCUCCCAACCUGCUGCGCCACAGCCUGACCCACAUGGGCACCAAACCUUUCCCCUGCUCCGUGUGUGGCAAGCGCUUCUCCCAGCCGGGCGUCCUGAAGAGGCACGGCCUCACCCACAGCCAGCCCAAAGCCCGCCGCCGCAGGUCCAGAUGGAAGAAGCGGACACCAGAGGGGGAGGAUGAAGAAAGCCAGCUGUUUGCAUGUCCCAACUGCACUGCUCGCUUCCAGACUGACCAACAGCUGCAGGAGCACAGACUGCUCCACACCAGCCACCCGUUCCCCUGCUCAGUCUGUGGAGAGGCCUUCAAACGCAGGAAGGAGCUGGACCUGCACUCCCUCACUCACCAAGAUAAGGAGCCAGUGUUGUGCCCCCACUGUUCCUCCCAGUUCCUGAACCAGUCAGUGUUGGACAUCCACCUGCAGCGCUGUACCAGCUCAGAGGAGGACAAGACUGUGGGCCGCGGCCGGGGACAGGGACGGGGACGCUCCAUGGGACAGGUGGAGUGUGAUAUGUGCGGUCAUUGCUGUAUGACCCAGGAGGGUCUGGACCUCCACCGGCUGUCCCAUACGGGUCAGACCCCCCUACGCUGCCCCCUGUCCCCCUGCAGACGGCGCUUCGCUUCCAGCUCAGCCCUAGGGGAGCACAUCGUGGCCCACUGCCAGGGGACUCUGGGGAAGGGCCGCGGCUCCAAGAGGUUCCACUGCCAGAUCUGUGGCAAGGACUUUGCCUACACAUCCACCUUCAACGUCCACAUGAGGAUCCACACCGAUGAGAGGCCCUUCGAGUGUUCUACGUGUGGGAAGCGUUUCCGCCAGCUGCCCCACCUUAAGGACCAUGAGCGUAUCCACAGUGGCCUGCGGCCCUUCUGCUGCUGGGUGUGUGGUAAGGCCUUCAGUGUGGCCGGCCGUCUUACUGAGCACGCCCGCAUCCACAGCGGAGAGACGCCCUACACCUGCCACCGCUGCCCCUCAGCCUUCCGCUCACGCUCCAACCUCGACAAACAUAUCCGUCUCCACGACGACGGAACGGGCGGAAACACGGCCACUGAUGCAGAGGCGGAAGGGGCGAGGGUGCUCUUGUCUACAGGGACAGGGUCGGGUGGCGAGGGGGAGUCGGCGGUGCAGACCAUUCUGCUUGUCCAGGCGGAUGGAACCACAGAGGGGGUGAUGGUGCCGGCUGUGCCCGUCUCAGAGCACUCCUCUGGGGCUAUGUUCUCUGGGCAGGCUGGGUCUUCCCAGGUGGUGUUCUUGGGUGGUCAGGCCAUCUCUGUCCCCUCCCUCUCAGCCAUCAUGGAGGGACAUGAGAUCCCCUCGGUCACUAUGGUAGAGGGACAGGACGUACCACACACCAUAGAGUUCAUCCUAGAGGAGACCAUCUCAUAGAGGAGACUGAAGAGGAGGGAGGGGAGGAAGAGGGAAGAAAGGAGAGGGUUUGUGAUAGAAUGUAUUAGAGACUGAGACAGAGUUAGACUGUAAGAUGGUAGGAUUUUCGGUUAGUGUUGAGUUAAAUCAAGAGGUAUAGUUUUUGCUGUUUCCUCAGUGCCGUGGCUAUUCUUGUUAAAUGGUCAGAAUAUUGUUUCAUGGACUUGAAUGAUCUACGCAUCUACAUAUUCAUUGGUUUUGACAGACUUUUGUGAAGGAUCGGAUGUGUGGCCCUUAAGCUUUGAGAGGUGCUUCUUAGUUUGGAAGAGCAGAAUUGAUUUUAAAUGUUGAACUAGUACAGCGAAUCCAGUGAGGCAAACAACAGUUGUGUGGUAAAUUUUUUUUGGGAGAAGUUGAUUGAAAAGCUGAUUGUAAAAGUGUUCCCAGAGUGUGUACCGUCAAUAUUAUUUAGUGUGUUUUAUCAUGGUUGGACUUGAGUCGCCCAUAAAAUGUGCUCUAUUUUCUUUUUAAUAAAACGCUUCAGCUUUCA
Coregonus clupeaformis (lake whitefish) is the source of this 4195-nucleotide messenger RNA. It is a transcript of the gene znf574, whose product is annotated as zinc finger protein 574. NCBI's taxonomy places the organism in Eukaryota, Metazoa, Chordata, Actinopteri, Salmoniformes, Salmonidae. Gene Ontology annotation, biological process: regulation of transcription by RNA polymerase II. The transcript is spliced from 10 exons. Gene Ontology annotation, molecular function: DNA-binding transcription factor activity; RNA polymerase II cis-regulatory region sequence-specific DNA binding. Bases 88 to 3666 code for a protein of 1192 amino acids. The record is from RefSeq and is a predicted model, not a curated record.